CAAACGGUUGACGAAUGUUUGCUUCUCUGUAACGGCUUUCGGAUAGCUAACCGCCAUCUUUUCUUGCUAUUGGCUUUGGUGUGAUUGGCUAUCAUUGUUGCCGCCUCAUUGGCCUUAUCCAUAGGUAGGUACUCACAUACCACUCACUCACUGAUGAUGAACCUUCAAAACUCCUCUCACUACUUCCCGCUUCAUCCCCAUACGAACACUCACUUGCGUUGUAUCAAACAUGCAUACAUAAUUGGAACCUACAUGACGCCCACAUACCACAUAGCCGCUAAGCUGAGGCACCCAGCACAGAGGGCCGGCCGGAACACAUGCUGUGGUCCUGUCGAUUUCCGCUGGAACAUCCAAUCACACAGAGCAAUGGCACGGUAUCGAGUCACACGAGCAAUUUGGAGCAAAAGUCCCACUCCCACUCUGAGGGGGAGGAAAAGUGAGCUCAGACAUCAUCCAUGAGCGGCCUCGAACAAGAGCUCAAACCAAGUGUAUCUGAGGAGAAACAACAAUUCGAAAUCCCGCCUUGGCAUUGCCAGACUGGAAGGCAUUGUGUCCCUUAUUCUUGUUUAGCCUUGGUGGAUCGUGUCUAGCCCAUGCGGCAGGACGCAUACGGAGUUGAUACUGUCGCCGCCAUUCUGGCUUGAAUAUCACAGUGCAUGCAGGCCUCACAUGUCCUGAAUACCACACACCCAGGGAGACAAAUCACGGCAUCUCCAAUCAGGGGCAGGUUUGCUGGCGGAAUUAGGUGGCGUGCAGGUACUGCAUCUGGAUGCAGGACCCAAGAAGCAGCACAAUCAGCCCCCUUUUUCGUGUUGGCAAAGAUCCCCUCCCCCUCUACUCGAUUCGAGAAUCCGCACCUACCAAAACCAGACACGCACCCGCACGUUUUGGACGAGUCGCUGGUCGCCUUCCACCCCCCUCGAGAUUUGUUUCCACCACUCGUUGUGGCGGCCGUUCUUCAGCUGUCUCAUGCCGCAUCUUCCCCAGACAAACCGUCUCUCCCCGGCACAUCAUUUCAGUCACUUCCGCGCCUUGGCUUUCAAGCCUCCUCCCAUCUUGGCUUCAUCCCGAUAUCUGGGGUCAGGUACCUGGUAACUAUCCAGGCGUGCUACUGACAGCGAGGCACCUGCUGCUGCAUGCCAACACGGAAACAAACAUUGAGGCUGGCGAUAUCACACCAGAAUACCAGCAGAAACCAAAUAGCUACCUAGCUGAAAGUGGAGAGGACAAGGUCAGCCAUCGUCGGAUCCUGUAGAGGUUCAGAUCAGGGGUUGUAUUGCUGCAGGUAAGGUAGUUGCUCCAGCUUAAGCCAGCCGCAAGAGACACAGCUGGGCCAUCUAUCGACCUAUACACCCCGCCAGCAAACCAGCGAGCUUCAAUUUCUGAGCACCCAAUCUUGCGGAUUGACACUCACCCAUGCACCUUCUACCUUCUAGCGCAGCCACGUCGAAUACUGACCUGACCUGAAUUCCGAACCCAUUCGCUCGCUCACACACACACACCCACACACCCACGCGACUGCUGCCCCCCCCUUCCCCCGCCGGCCACCGACCAAGCACACCUCCCACACCAGCUUCCGCUUUUGUCAACAAAAAAGUCUGAGAUUUAAUAUAUCCCUGUUCAUGACCAGCACUUGGUCUCCCUCCUUCUUUCUCGCUAUGGCCGCUCUCAAGAUUGUCCCUGGACAAAGCGGCUACAUGAAUUUGACAUCGACAGAACGAGACACCAUCCAACAUGUGGAACGGUUUGGGGCCUCCCUGAGCCUGGUGGGGGUUUCCUUCAUCUUUUGGGCUUACUGGAUGUUUAAGCGGGUUCGGACGGUACCCAACACUUUUAUCCUCUUUGCUUCCAUUGCGAACGUUGGGGCCAGCAUCGCCUGCUUGAUCGGCUAUGCUGGAAUAGUCGCCGGGGAUGACUCUGGGCUAUGUAAAGUUCAAGCGUUUUUGCUGGAGAUGUUCAUGCAGUCGGAUCCUUGGUGGUCGCUUGCCAUGGCUGUCAAUGUGUACAUGGUUUUUUUCAUGGCAUACAACCCGAACAACUUUCACAGACAUCUCUGGAUGUACUGUGUCGUUUGCUUCGGUGUUCCCGCCGUCCCGGCAGUUGUCAUGUUAUUCCAUCGGCCUGGCGAUGUGCACAUGUACGGGAACGCAACACUGUGGUGCUGGAUUGCCGACGCGUACAAUCAGCUGCGCAUCUUUCUCUACUACCUACCAAUCUGGACUUGCAUCGCGCUGUCUGCUCUCAUCUACGUGGCAGUCGGCUACCAUGUGUUUCACCAGCGUAACCAGUUGAGGAACCUCACACUGAGCAACCAGGCCAAGGACGCCUCCGGCACCGACCUCAGAGGAUCAGCGGAAAAGGAACCCCAAUUCGACGACAGAAGAGGCGCAUGCUAUGGCACCGUGACAACCGAGGUCCAAGUGACAGCCGAAGCGGCAGAGUGCUCCUCGCACGCCUCGACCUUGACGGAUGGCACUCACGACCAGCAGCACGAAGCGACCCCGCCCUCGACACCCACCGGCGCGUCAAGCAUCACACCUGUCCUACCGCCCGCCCACCGCCAUGCCAUGGCCACCGCCCCUCAGCCACCAGCCGCCACCCUCCACCCGUGGGUAUCGCCCGCCGAGUCCCUCGACUCCGACGACUUCGGGAGAUCCCCCACCUCGCACUCGUGCUCUCGAACCCAGCACUCGAACCCGUUCAAGACUAUCUCGAGUGUUUCCUCUGCCCCAAGAUGCCGGUCCGCCUCUGUCGCGAAUGUCAACAGGCAAAAUUGGUUGAAGACCAGGUUUGACCACGUCGGUCAGGCGUGGAAGAAGUUCCGGUACAAGCUUGUCAACCUGGACCCGAUCAAGCUGGCCUAUCUCCGGACCUCGUUUGUUUUUGCGAUCUCAGUGCUCGUGACGUGGACGCCGAGCAGUAUCAACCGCGUUUACGCUCUCAUGUACCCAGCUACGACGAGCUACUCGCUCAAUCUUGCUUCUGCCGUCGUGUUGCCGCUUCAGGGGUUGUGGAAUGCCGUCAUUUUUGCGGCGACUAGCUGGGCUGUGUUGGCGGAGGAGUUUAAGACUUUGUGGAUCAGGUCUGGGGUGAGGAUACCGGGACGGUGGCAGGAGGAACAACAGGAAGGGGGGGCGGUGGUAAAUAGGGAAGGGGUGGAAGGCUUUAAGAUGGCUUGGCACCAGAAUGGGAGAGGGAGGGUUAGUCACGAGGAAGGGGACGAUGGGGAUGAUGUGUUGGUGCCGCCGGAGAGGGUGUUUAGGGAACGGCAUGGGAGUGUGGCGGGUGGGUUUGAUGGUGGGGGUGGGAGUAGACGGCCGUCGGAGUAUGGGAGUCGAAGACCGUCGGAGUAUUUGGUGCCACCUUUGGGGGGCCCGGGGAGUCCGAGGGCUGGGCAGGGGCAGGUCAGGGUUAUUAGGGGAGGUUCUUUAUGAUAGGGCGAGGGUUGGUGGUCAGAGACCACGCGCGGAUGGGUGGACGAGCCUUUUCGAGUAAUGACGAGGAUGGCCUUGUCGAUCGACAAGGUGAAGGCGGGCACACCUCUUUCUGGGUCAUCCCCGGGGUUCUUACUUUUUAUACAGGCCGGCCUGUAUGUUUGUCAUGUCUUGUUCUGACGGCGGAUUACGGUAGUGUGAGCGGGGCGUCAUGAGUUUGUUUUACUAUACCCAGGACAGGCUGUUAAUUUCGGCGCGAGGAUGGGUGGAGUUUGGGGAAUGUUGAAUGAUGUAUACCAAGGGGAUGGGAGCUUUGUGACGGAUGAAGAGGCGGGUUAGACAGCUCGUCAGUGUGUACCUACACCAUGCAAUCUUCUGUUACGUAUGAGACCUGAAUGAUUCUGCCAGGUCUACUCGGAUGCUUCUUCCUCAUGACCCAACCACUUACUGUGGUUUUGCCAGGCGCUCUGCGUUUCAUCACUGUUCGUGUCUUUGGAGUAGCUCACCAUCAGCAUCAUUGAUGAAUGUGUGAUAUUAAGCUCGGCUUGCUUACUGGGUUUGACUGUUGUGUUUUAUGAGAUAAUCCAAACUUUUGCUCGUGGGCGAUGAAGCAACGGACAAGAUGGCUGA
This is a messenger RNA of Podospora pseudocomata, 4064 nucleotides long. RefSeq lists its product as uncharacterized. The record is from RefSeq and is a predicted model, not a curated record. Gene Ontology annotation, biological process: cell surface receptor signaling pathway; adenylate cyclase-activating G protein-coupled receptor signaling pathway. Gene Ontology annotation, cellular component: plasma membrane. NCBI's taxonomy places the organism in Eukaryota, Fungi, Ascomycota, Sordariomycetes, Sordariales, Podosporaceae. The transcript has 6 exons. Gene Ontology annotation, molecular function: G protein-coupled receptor activity. Bases 1623 to 3434 code for a protein of 603 amino acids.